Molecule: messenger RNA, 1392 nt
Organism: Neurospora tetraspora
Lineage: Eukaryota; Fungi; Ascomycota; Sordariomycetes; Sordariales; Sordariaceae
Exons: 5
Coding region: 1-1392 (463 amino acids)
Source: RefSeq, a predicted model, not a curated record
AUGUGGAUCGCCGACGGGGCCGUGGCGGUGGUGGUGGUGGACAUCACUUUCACCGCGCUGGCCUUCAUUACUGUGUGUUUCCGACUGUUUACAAGGGUGGUUCUGGUCAAAAAUGUUGGGUCGGAUGAUUACUAUAUUGUUGGAUCGAUGGUAUCGUCGAUCGCUUAUCUUACCGUGGUGAUGAUGCAGAUCAAAGCCGGACUAGGGAGACAUCUCACGAGUGAAGAUGAAGCAGUCGGGUUCCUAUACGCCCUAUGGGCAACCAUCUGGAUCUACUCCCUCGCCCUCAUGUUCGUCAAGAUAUCCAUCACCGUCCAAUGCUACCGCGUCUUCCGCACUCCACGCAUGCAAAAGUUCUUCAGAAUCUACUUCGUCCUCGUCGCCAUCUACGGUCUCUGGUCCGUCUUGGGCACUUUUUUUACUUGCUGGCCCAUCAACCUCUGGUGGGAGAUGGUCCGGCGCGAGGGGCGUCCGGAGGGAUUCUGCAUGGAUAAGAACAUAAUCACUUUUGCCAAUGCGGGCAUCAACAUCGCUUCUGAUCUGGUCCUGGCUAUUAUUCCCAUCCCGUUGCUGUGGAAGCUGCAGAUUCCAAAGAAGCAGAAGUUCAUUCUGACGAGUCUGUUUGGGUUGGGCAUGUUUGCCAGUGUCAUGAGUAUUGUGAGACUGUCCUCGUUGCAGCAGAUUGCGGUGGCGCCUCCUGAGGAGCAGUCGGUAAUGGGCGUCUCCAUAGCCAUCUGGUCCUGCAUCGAAGUCAACAUCGCCAUCAUGUGCGCCUCCGCUCCGGCCCUCAAGCCACUAGUACAGAAAGUCUUCCCCAAGAUGCUCCUCUCCGAUCUGUACGCCAAAACAAGGGGCGCUUACCACGCUUCCAAAUCCAAGUUCGGCGGUGGCGGCGGCGGACUCGGCGGUAGUGGCAAACAUGGAGGAGACGGUAAAUCAGGAUCAACAUCCGAGCAUUCCGGCAUACGAACCCAUACAAGAUCAGCCCACAGUAUCGGCGGCAGCGCCAUGCGCUCCGGUAACCACUGCCGACCGGGUGAGAUCCAGGUUGAGCACGAGAUUGAGAUGAAGAGUGUGCCGAUUAGUGAGGUGUUGGGCGAGGGUCAUGGAGUGCAUGGGCAUGGGAGCAACAUGAACGGCAUGAACGGCAUGAACGGCAUGAACGGAGGACUAGGCUCAGAGGAAGACAUUGGAGGGGGUAUCGCGGGGAGGAUUAGUCCAGCGGGGAGUGAGAGGAAUCUGGUGUGGCAGGAAAAUGAUGCAGUGCCGUUCUAUGGGACGGGACAGGCGCAGGGUAUGAUAGGGCAGGGGAAGAAGGUGACUACUCUUACGACUUGUGAGGCGACGAGUAGGCAGGAGGCGAGGGAGAGGGAGCCUAGGGAGAUGGUUUGA